Messenger RNA from Spinacia oleracea (spinach), 2488 nucleotides. RefSeq lists its product as uncharacterized. Gene Ontology annotation, molecular function: zinc ion binding; oxidoreductase activity. NCBI's taxonomy places the organism in Eukaryota, Viridiplantae, Streptophyta, Magnoliopsida, Caryophyllales, Amaranthaceae. Bases 162 to 2066 code for a protein of 634 amino acids. The record is from RefSeq and is a predicted model, not a curated record. The transcript is spliced from 18 exons. Gene Ontology annotation, cellular component: mitochondrion.
ACGUUUAACUUGCGUAGGCGGUCGUAUUACAAUAAUAUAGCAAGUAAUUGGCGAGCAAUAGCCCGACAGAAGCUUUUACACGUGAGUUUUAUCCAUCCGAGCGGCGUGUACGGCGGUGAAGCAGCGGAGUGCGGAAGAGAGAGAAAUCCCCCCGGUAAAAGAUGGAGCUGAAACCCGGCCUCUCGGCGCUGAUCACCGGCGGAGCUUCCGGGAUCGGUAAAGCUGUGAGCUUGGCUCUUGCGGAGAGAGGUAUAUUCAUUACGGUGGUUGACUACUCAGAAGAAGAGGGUAAGAAAGUGACGGCUCUUAUUGAAAAGCAGCUUGCUAAGUUUCAUAAGAAUCUGAAAUUUCCCUCCGCAACAUUCAUAAGAUGUGAUGUGACCAAAAAAGGAGAGCUGUCGUCUGCUUUUGCAAAGCACUUAGCAACUUAUGGUGGGUUAGAUAUCUGCAUCAAUAAUGCUGGAAUCGAGACUUCAGUACCAUUGCAGAAGGACCAAACUGAUGGCUCUGGUACAUGGAGGCAUACUGUUAACGUGAACCUAGUUGCUGUUAUUGAUUGUACUCUUUUAGCGAUUCAAGCAAUACAGACUUCCAAGAGAGCAGGAGUGAUCAUCAACAUGGGAUCCUCUGCCGGGCUUUAUCCAUUAUUUAAAGAUCCAGUAUACUCAGCCACCAAAGGUGGCGUGGUUCUGUUUACCAGAUCUCUUCUUCCAUACAAACGUCAAGGAAUUCGUGUGAAUGUACUAUGCCCAGAAUUUGUAGAAACUAAUUUGGGGGCAAAGGCGGAUGCCAAAGUUAUAAACUCGCUAGGGGGCUUCAUACCUAUGGAACUAGUGGUAAAAGGUGCUCUAGAGCUUAUCACAGAUGAGACUAAAGCUGGAUCUUGUUUAUGGAUAACAAAUCGUAGAGGGCUUGAAUAUUGGCCUACUCCAGCGGAAGAAGCAAAAUAUCGAGUUCCUUCGUCGAAUUUCAAGAGCAGAUCAAUGCUUACCUAUGCGUUGGAGCUCAAAUUACCUCAGAGCUUUGAGAAAUUAGUUGUGCACACCUUAAAUCACAAUUUCCGUGAUGCUACGAGGAUACUGCGCACCCCUUUGGUCCUGCCUAUCAAACGAAAUCAUGUUCUCGUGAAGAUAUUGUAUGCUGGUGUUAACGCUAGUGAUGUAAAUUUCAGUUCAGGCCGCUACUUUAGUGGCAACAGUCGCGACCUUGCUGGGAAUCUCCCCUUCGAUGCUGGUUUUGAGGCUGUCGGUAUAAUUGCUGCAGUUGGGGAUUCUGUGGAUACCUUGAAAGUUGGCAGUGCUGCUGCAGUGAUGACAUUUGGAAGUUAUGCUGAAUUCAUGAUUGUUCCUUCCAAAUAUAUACUUCCUGUGGCUAGACCUGACCCAGAAGUUGUAGCAAUGCUUACUUCUGGACUAACGGCUUCAAUUGCUCUGGAGAAGGCAGCACAUAUGGAUUCGGGAAAAACAGUUCUGGUCACGGCUGCUGCAGGGGGGACAGGACAGUUUGCUGUACAGCUGGCGAAAUUGGCUGGAAACAAAGUUGUUGCGACUUGCGGAGGUUCUGAUAAGGCAAUGCUUUUGAAAAAACUGGGAGUUGAUCGAGUAAUAAAUUAUAGAGAAGAAGACGUGAAAACAGUUUUGAAGAAGGAAUUUUCCAAAGGAGUUGAUAUUAUAUACGAGUCCGUUGGCGGUCAAAUGUUUGAUAUGUGCUUGAAUGCCCUAGCAAUUUACGGUCGGCUUGUGGUGAUUGGAAUGAUUUCUCAGUAUCAAGGAGAACAUGGAUGGACGCCCUCAAAUUAUCCUGGACUGUGCGAGAAGCUUUUAGCAAAAAGUCAAACUGUGGCUGGUUUCUUCCUUGUGCAAUAUAGUAGUCUGUGGCAACAACAUCUGGACAAGUUAUUUGGCUUCUACUCCUCCGGAAUGCUUAAGGUUAACAUGGAUCCAAGAAAGUUUGUUGGUCUUAAAUCCGUCGCAGAUGCCGUUGAAUAUCUCCACUCUGGUAAAAGUAUUGGCAAGGUGGUGGUUUGCAUUGACCCAACCUUCAGUCAACUUACUUCAAAAAUGUAAUAAUUGGUGACCGCAUUCACAAUGAACUCGGGCUCAUUACAUAUGAGAUUGUUGUGUGGUGCACUUAAUUAGUGGUAUGAGUAGUAUAUAUAUGGUUUUUCCGGAUUGAAAACUAAAAGCAAAAAAAUAUUGGAAGAGAUGUUGAAGGCAGAAGAUGGUAUAUGACCUCAGAGAUUUACUUGGGAAGACUUGUAAUUGUGUAAACAGACCUACUGUUUGGAAUUGCAAUCAAACAUUAUUUUAGGGCAAAGGGAUCGGAAUGACCUCUGAUUCUUACAGUAUAUAUGUACAUUGCUACUAAUUUAUGUUGCUGCUAUUGUAUUCAAACUCGAUAUAUUGUACGGAGUAUUUCUUGUAUUCAAACUCAAUUCCCUGAAUCCCUACUUUUGGCCUUAAUCAAUAAAUUGAAUAAAUUACCAAUA